Molecule: messenger RNA, 1041 nt
Organism: Brassica oleracea var. oleracea
Lineage: Eukaryota; Viridiplantae; Streptophyta; Magnoliopsida; Brassicales; Brassicaceae
Exons: 2
Coding region: 499-906 (135 amino acids)
Biological process (GO): translation
Cellular component (GO): ribosome
Molecular function (GO): structural constituent of ribosome; 5S rRNA binding
Source: RefSeq, a predicted model, not a curated record
UGCAUUAUUUGCUUUUUUAUUAAUGAAAGGGUAAAAUCGUUAUUUCUUCUAUCUACUUCUUCCUCGAGAUUCUCUUUGCCCAGACCUAAAAUUGCAGCCGUGUUUUCAUAUUUUUUAACAUAAAUCACCAUUUUUAAGCUAUUUGCUUCAGUUAAACUCGGUUUGUUUUGCUAUUACCACUUAUACACGAUAUUUAGACCGAUUUCAAUAACGAAAUCACCAAAACCUGAAUUUUUUGCUUCUGAGCCGAGUUUUGGAGUGAUUAUGCCAAAAUCGCGGCGGUGAGGCUCGCCAAGCGCUUUUCCGGCGAGGAAUCGGACGUUCCGGCCGCGUUUCGAACAGGUAGGGUUUGGUCUGCUUCGAUUCUGUAUAAGUCUUUCUUGAUUUCUCUUCUCGAAGCUCCUUCGUUCGACUCUGGAGAUUACCGGCGACUGGGACUUGGAUUCCGGCAACUAAGCGGGCCUCGAUUCCAAGAUCGAACAGGCUUUGAUAGAAUCAAUGACGGUUCUCAAGAGGUACGUCCUGAGGCUCUUCAUGUCCAUCAAGUACAUAACAGCAAACGUGGUGGACAGAAACAACGGGAGAGUAGUGACAACAGCUUCAACCGUGGAGCACGCAAUCAAGAACUCACUAGAGUGUGGCCGUACUUGCAAUGCCAAAGCAGCUGCUAUUGUUGGAGAGGUUUUGGCGAUGAGGUUGAAAGUAGAAGGGCUCCAAGAUGGGCAAGGACGAGGUAUCCACGCAGAUGUCAAGAAAGAAAUUGAAAAGAAAGGGUUCAAGAGUCGAACCAAGGUAUGGGCUGUUAUUAACUCACUAAAGAACAAUGGUGUUACACUCAUCCUUGAUGAUUAUGAUGCUGAUGAUGACAAAGAUUAUCAUGAUCGUUCGUAUGAGGGUCAUCGUUAAAUUCACGAGCUUUACUUUCUGUGUCAUCUUCCUCCAGCAGUUGUGGAAUCUUAAAUUUGGUUCUGUAAACUUGGAACAGUAAAAUCUUUGUAAAGAGUGUUCAAGAUAAGUACUUUAGUUUUCUUUUCACGUUUA